AUGGCAGCAGUCGAAGUUCCAAAGUGGUUAACAUCUAUACUCGACGCCAACUUCCAUGAUCCAUGCAAAGAACAUAAAGACAAAGAGAAUACCCAUUUCUGCUUGGAUUGUAAUGGCAAAGUGCUUUGUAAAACUUGUAAAACUCAGAGCAGCAUGCAUGCAGGUCACAAAGUUCUACAGGUGUACAAAGCUUCGCAUCGAGCUGUUCUUCGGAUUCAAGACAUUGGUUUACUAUUCGACAUCUCCGAUAUCCAUCCUUACAGUAUUAAUUCUUACUCUAUAGUCUUUCUUCGUCCAAGAAUAAAAGAAGCAAAUCAUGCCAAAAGCUGUAUGAUGGAUUUAAGCACGCUGGCAGCUCAUGGAUGUGCAAAAACUGAGGUAAUUUCAUCUUCAUUCACCAGAGAAAAGGGUAAUAGAUUCACUGUUUUCGCUUCUAGAGAUGGAGAUCCUCCCAAACUGACCCAGAUGCUUUCGUCUUGA
Juglans regia (Persian walnut) is the source of this 480-nucleotide messenger RNA. RefSeq lists its product as uncharacterized. Bases 1 to 480 code for a protein of 159 amino acids. Gene Ontology annotation, molecular function: zinc ion binding. NCBI's taxonomy places the organism in Eukaryota, Viridiplantae, Streptophyta, Magnoliopsida, Fagales, Juglandaceae. The record is from RefSeq and is a predicted model, not a curated record. The transcript is spliced from 4 exons.